This is a messenger RNA of Temnothorax curvispinosus, 2300 nucleotides long. RefSeq lists its product as uncharacterized. The transcript is spliced from 2 exons. The record is from RefSeq and is a predicted model, not a curated record. NCBI's taxonomy places the organism in Eukaryota, Metazoa, Arthropoda, Insecta, Hymenoptera, Formicidae. Bases 82 to 1449 code for a protein of 455 amino acids.
ACCUGCUCCGUUAUUUCAAUUUCAACCAGUAUUUCACAGUCCGUUUGACAGUAUACACCGCGUGAGUCUAACGAAAAUAAAAUGCCGAAGAGACGAGCAAGUGCAAGUUGCAAAGGUUCCAGAAAUACUGAGGGAAGACCUUGUAGACCGAAAAAAAGGAUACGUCCUUUGAAUGUAUUUGAGAAGGAGCAAGAGACAGCCAGUACUAGUAAAUCAGCGAAAAAAUUACAAAAUCGGAUGGUGGAUGUAGAAAUUGACGCGAAAUUCGGCUAUAGAAUUAUAAAUUUUGUAGCAGUCUUCUCUGCAAUUAGUAACCAUGUGAAGUGCUCAACUUGUGGAGGCAAAGUGGAAUUUUUGGAGUCAAGUAUUCGUGGACUCGGUUUUAAAAUAUUAAUAACGUGUAAUGCGUGUGAACCGCGAGGAGUAUUUUCUAGUCCGCUUAUCGGUGGUAAUGCUUACGAUAUUAACAGACGCAUUGCUUUUGCCAUGAGAUUACUUGGACAAGGAUUAGCGGGAAUAGAAAAGUUUUGUGGUAUAAUGGAUUUACCGAGACCAGUUAUUCAUAAAUCAUACGUAUAUAUACAAAAAAAUAUUUUCUGUGCAGCGAAAGCUGUAUGGGAAAAAAUACGAGAGAAGGCAGGAGAAGAGGAAAAAAUGCUAACAUUGCAAGCGGCAACUUGUAAAAAACUAAAUGGUCUAAGUGUGUCUGGAGACGGAACAUGGAAAAAACUAGGCUCUUCAACAUUGUAUGGCGUCUGUACUGUAAUCGGCCAUUAUUCCAAAAAAGUACUCGAUGUUGUGAUAAAAUCAUCUUACUGUAAGGCUUGCGCUCACUGGGAAAAACAAAAGGACACCGAAGAGUAUGCAGAGUGGAAGAAAACGCACGAUGCUAAAUGUUUUGCCAAUCAUACAGGAUCUGCACGGAAGAUGGAAGUUGAUGCUAUCGUAGAUAUUUUUCAACGAUCUUUGGAGGUUCAUGGAAUAAGAUACUUGUUUUACAUUGGAGAUGGAGAUAGCAAAACUUUCGCUGCAAUCUUGAAAUCGAAACCAUAUGGUGAUGUACUUGUACAGAAAAAGGAAUUGGAAAUACUGGGAGGCUACAAUCAAAAUUGUAAUGAAAGUGUAAACUCUGUCACAUGGAAAAUUGCGUCAAAAAUAUCUUCCGAGAGUGCUGAGGUCGUCGAAAUAGCAGCAUAUAUUGCCUGCAGUACAUUCAACGAAGGAGCAAUGGCAUAUCUGAAUGUUAUGCAGGUAUUGAAUUUGAAAAUUGGCGACAAAGCACAACAGUGGAGCGUGUAUGCUGAUCAACAGUGCGUCAAUGCUGCCGAUCUUCAAGCGCAGGAAAGCACGCGAAAGGCAAGAUCUGCUCGUAGGCUUGAGAGAUUUGCUGCAGAGGACAUUUUAGCCGAUGCAGAAGGGCUGCAAUAUGGUGCAGGAACAGCAGAAUAAUGGCACGCCGUGCAGGAGCUAUUAUGUACACCGUAGUCGAGCGCGCGCGCUGGAGGACUCUGCGAGAUGACUCAUAACUCAUACAUUUCUCAUUAUUUUUCAAUAUAAAAAAUACUGCAAAUGCACCUAAACAUGUACUUCAAUAUCGUAUACACCAUGAACCUGAUUGGCCUACCACUUUGUCACAAAUAAAUUUUGAAAUUUACCCUUAUUUUCGGCCGCCAGAGGGUACUACCCCCUUAAGCAGAUUUUAUUAUAUAUUGCAACUGGCUCGAUAGAACAAAAAGAUUAUUAUACGUUACAAGAUUUAUUAACAGCAGCUGAUAAGUAUGACGUACCAUGUUGACAUGAUGUUUACAAUGCUAUGGAACUUAUACAGCUUGCGUUGUUGUCUAAUGCAAAAUUUUUGAGAACACAUUCGGCAACUUUUAUUAAAUUUUACAUAGAAGAGAUUAAGAAUACUGAUCAAUUUCGAGGUCUACCACAAGAGAAUUUAAUUAAGAUAAUGGAGUUAAUUGAGAAAAGUAACUUACCUGAAGGCAGUACUCAUUAUUCUUUGUUACCGUUUAAGGCAGAUAAGGAACUUACAUUUGCAAAUAUUGAAGUGUAAUAUUGCAUGUAAAAAAAAAUAAGAAUUCUUACAAACCUAUGUUACCUGUAAAUAUUUUAUUUAUUUUUAUCAGUACUAUGUCUUAUAAAAAAUUUCGUUCUGUAGAUUAUUCUGUGUACAUACACAUUAUAGCGUCGGAGUCUUUAGCAACUACCUUUUUCAACGAAGUAUUAAUUUUUCUUAAAUUUAAGCUUGAUUUUUGUUUUUCAAUGUUUAUUUGCGUUUUCGUUAUUGUCAUUAA